AAAACUCUGAUUAAGGUCUCCAGCUGAUCGUUGCUUCUGUUUGUUCCUAUUUUAAUUGUAUUCUCAUCUAUUGCUGUAAAUUUGACAUAUGUAUAAUUAUCCAUUAAAUAUUUAUUUUAAUUAAUACGAAUAAACCGGAUAAACAUCCGUAAAUCCAGAUAAAAUAGCUUGUUGAAUAGUUAUGAAUGUGUCGUUAUCAACCCCCGUCACACACUUGAGCAAAAACAAGUGAUUACUAAAAUAAAACGUUCUCGACAACCAGGGGGCAAUGUUGGAACGUUUUUAACAUAGACUCAGUUCUUAUGUUUAGGGUGUAUAUCAAAACUUUUUUUUGUUUUGUUUUAGAACCGGCAUUCUUAAAGUGACCCUGAGCAUUAAUAUAUUUCUUUUAGUUCUGUUGGCGGAAAUAAAGACUAGGGCUGCUCAUGCUGCCUGUGCAUGAGCCGCUGCUUGGAGCGAGGAGGGUGCUUCCCGUCGGGGGCUGACGUCGGGGGUGGGUCUGUACCGCCGAUUUGCAGAAUGAAGCCAGAGGCGCCACGCGACGCUCUGCAGUUCAGCGGCAGUCCGGAGUCCGGGAGGCGCGUGGAGCGCGUGCGUUUGCUCUCUAGCUUCUCAUAUCACCCUGAGCCGUCAGUGGGACCAGCAGUCAUGUGUGAUGCGACUUCGCGCCUCUGAAGCGGAGGAGAGCGGCUUUCUCCCCAUUUGCCUGUGGCGCCGGGGCAGGCGACGGAUCCGUUUCCAGAGCGAGACGCGCGGAGAUCGCUCCUUCUACUGCAGCAAGGAGCAUCAGGUGGAAGACUGGAAAAAGCACCGGUUCAGCUGUAAGGAGGCCGAAAUAAUUCGGGCUUCGCCGAUGCCCAGAUCGCGGCAGGAGAGCACGGAUGAGAAAGCGGUACCGCAGAUGCCACAGAAGCCCUCAACGCGGCUUGACAGCCCGGCUGCCCCCAGCGCUCAAGGCGGCGAGAAAACCGGCGAGUGUAUCACAUGUGCGGGGUCUGACAGGACCAAUAACAACAAUGCUGCUAAAGCUAACGGGCGGAUGAAAUCCCAUCCGAGGAAAGUGGCUACGGAAUAUAUAAUCCCAUGCAUGAACAAGCACGGCAUGUGCGUGGUGGACAACUUUUUAGGAGAAGAGAUCGGGAUGUCCAUUUUGCAGGACGUGGUGGCCCUCCACGAGACUGGCAGAUUCACCGACGGGCAGCUGGUCAGCCAGAGGAGUGACUCUUCCAAAGACAUUCGCGGAGACAAAAUAACGUGGAUCGAAGGAAAGGAGCCCGGCUGCGAGCGCAUAAGUUUCCUGAUGAGUCGCAUGGACGAUUUGGUCAGGCACUGUAAUGGCAAACUGGGAAACUACAAAAUAAACGGUAGGACAAAAGUAAGUUGCACAACCAGCAGGUAAACUUUGUUUUGUGACUGUGACUUGAACCGUUUCCGGCAUCUAGUUGCUUUAAAGCGCGUGCCUAAAACGCAUAAAGUCUUUAGCUAUAUCGGCGCCUGUAAGAUAAAAGCUGGCCAGUGACCGUGUAUAUAAAGUCUGAGUUGCUUUUUCUCACUGCUCAGGAAGCGUGAAAUUCCUCGCCGUGGAUCAGUUUCUGGAUUUUAAAAAGCGUUAAGUUGCAGGAAUAUGAAAUAUUUCUUUGAAUCUGGAUGUGUUUUAUUCCCACUGCAACUGACAGGAAGCCGCGUGAGCGCUGUAUUCUCCCGUAAUGUUUGCAUGUCACCACAGAUUGUUUAUUAUGUCUGAAAAUGUAUUAUUUAAGCAGUAUUUAUUUACAAAACGUCAAUGCUGGGGGGAAUCGGAAAUCUGUUUGCUUUUAUGUUUCUACACAAAUUCUAAUGCAUUUAUCCCACAAUACCAGACGGCAUUUUUGGGGGAGUAUACAUUUUACAUAUCUGUAUAACGUGCAGCAUUCACUGCAAUGUGGAAUUAAAAGUAACACCUUAAUUAAUUUGAGCACUGCCCUAUAUUUGCUCAUGGACAACAACAACUGAACGUUGUUUGCGUUUUAUUCGCGCCUUUUGUGCGCAGUUUAUGGGGGAGCAUAAAUUCUGUAAUGGAAAAAUGAUCCCCUUUUCUUCUUUAAAAUGAUUUUUUUUGCCUGCUGAAUUAACUACUAUACACGUGCUUCUAUACAAAACAAUGGCGUAAGUAAACAGGGGUCAACCAUUCAGACGGACGUUUCGAUCAAAAUGCAUUUUGUACUGCGGACGUGGUAUUUAAAAGCGUAGCUUUUACCACCGACACGUCUGUCUGUAUAUGGACAGGUCGACGGUCCCUGCAAUUAAAUAUUCGUGAAAGCUGGUUUUUGGUGUGUAGCUUUGUGAAGUUUGUCUGUAUCGCUGGAAAUAACGCUAACACUUUGACACAUUUUAUUAUUAUUGUGCCCUUUUCACUUUGCAUUUGCGGCUGUUUCCCUGCAGCUCUAGCCGCAGGAUCCGCAGUGCUACCGUGUGACUUGAGUAUGGUUCACCUGUCACCCCUGUGCUUGGCGCUAUAGUUACCUGCCCAGUCUGUCACCGUGUCAUCGUGGUGUCAUGAAAAGGGAGACGCAUUAAUUUUCAGAGCUCCUACCCCCGGUUUUUUUUUCUUCUGAAAUUUAGGCUUAGGGUGCUUACUUGUCCACCUGGGGUUAGUUCCGACCCCGAGCGAUUUGUCGGUUGACAUUAGAUUGCAGUGUUUAUUGACUGCAUGGCCUCCGCGUGUUCCGCUACUGCAGGGGUGGGCACAUACUGGGGGGGGGGGGGUUACAUACUGGAAAUUGGGACGGCUGUGCCACGUCCUUCACAGAUAGGGCCCAGCGCUGAUAGCCCGAUAAGGGGGUGCACCAUGACUUGCACUAAUGGAAGAACCCGGCCCACACGGCGGGUGCUCAGCGCCAGCAGCGACUCUCAGGCAGGUCGCUCUUUCUCGCCCCGUCUCUUUAUCCAGACGUCCAUUCAUCCAUCAUAGAUGACCAAAGAGCAGCAAGGUGGGGGGAGCAUUUACACCCAGACGCAGAACAAGAAAACCCACCAGUUUCUGUCCUUUCAAACAUGUCACAGGGUUAACAGGGUGACCUUUCUCUCUGGUUACUGGUGAGGCGCACUGGUCUCCUAUAGUGUCUUGUGGCCUAAAGCCCUGUGAUGGUGUAGUACCUGCAGUGUGACCAGUGGCUGAUGGGCGGUUCAAAGUCCUGUGAUGCUGUAGUACCUCUGCAGUGUGACCAGCGGCUGAUGGGCGGUUCAAAGCCCUGUGAUGCUGUAGUACCUCUGCAGUGUGACCAGUGGCUGAUGGGCGGUUCAAAGCCCUGUGAUGGAGUAGUACCUCUGCAGUGUGACCAGUGGCUGAUGGGCGGUUCAAAGCCCUGUGAUGCUGUAGUACCUCUGCAGUGUGACCAGCGGCUGAUGGGCGGUUCAAAGCCCUGUGAUGCUGUAGUACCUCUGCAGUGUGACCAGCGGCUGAUGGGCGGUUCAAAGCCCUGUGAUGCUGUAGUACCUCUGCAGUGUGACCAGCGGCUGAUGGGCGGUUCAAAGCCCUGUGAUGCUGUAGUACCUCUGCAGUGUGACCAGUGGCUGAUGGGCGGUUCAAAGCCCUGUGAUGCUGUAGUACCUCUGCAGUGUGACCAGCGGCUGAUGGGCGGUUCAAAGCCCUGUGAUGCUGUAGUACCUCUGCAGUGUGACCAGCGGCUGAUGGGCGGUUCAAAGAGGGGUUUCCUACUCUCCUGUCUGUCUGCUCACUCAGUCUGAUAACCGGCUGCCGUCCAGCGAUGAGGCUAAAUAAGCGAAACUCGCCAGACGCUCUGGGUUGUGGCCUGUGUCUCUCACCUCACAUGAUAAUCAUUAAUCCCUAAAAUUAACUGCAGGCUGAAGCCUUGGGUUUAAAUCCCCCCCCCCCCCCCCAGUUAAUGCAUGCUAAGUCCUGACCGGCGUCUUUUGCUUUUCCGUGGUCGUCUAUGUCCCUGGCCAGGGUCCGGGGUAAUCCUUGGGGGAGGGGGUGGUUUGGCAGACGAGGGCAGUUUAAGAGGCAGAGGGGGCUUCGGAGUUUCCGGGGAAGCAAAAACCACCCCCAUAUUGUUCCUGGGAAGAAUGACUGUGAUGAGGGGAAGAAUUGCCACCAUCUUAGACUUCCUUGUCCAUAUCUUCAGCGAGGUUUAGAAGAUGGACCGCUCAUUGUUUUCCCGCUGCCGUGCCUGCGGCAGUAACGCCCCCCCCCAGAUUUCUGUGAAUGACUCUGUAAUGAGUGAUACUCUUAAAAACGCUCAUAGCGUUCUGCCCGUUACGCACGUGACACGUGUGCCUCCGGUCGCCAUUGGGUUUAGGCUGCAUGAAUUUAGUUCUUCAUUUAUCUUUCGAGCGUCAUUUGUCCUGCCUUGUAGUCUAGCUGCGGUUUGAGGUGACGGUGGAGAUUCUCCUCCUUCUGAAAUGUCAGCGGCGUCGAACAUCAAAGCCCCCGCUUAAGUACCCGACUCACUUUGUGGCUGGCCCCCACAGGCCCCCCUUAGACAUUCAUCUGCAUGAGGCUUGCACCUUGCUGUUGGGGGGUGGGGGAGCUGGGGGGAUGAUAUUUACUUUGAAAGCCAGCUGGUCGUAGGUGUUAAUUCCUGCAUGGCUUUCCAGUAGCUUCUGUUCUCCAUGACGCUCUGCACAGUCCUGCGUUUGCGUAGUCAAAGCCAAAACUAUUACACUCUGCUUUAUUUUUUUUUAAAGGUCAUCCUGCACCUCUGUCUAGCAGACCCCUGCAAUUGGCUACUGGUACCAACCAACCACAUGUAUAUCCCAUAUUAUAA
This is a messenger RNA of Brienomyrus brachyistius, 4766 nucleotides long. Its product is annotated as egl nine homolog 1-like. The coding region runs from base 656 to 1399 and encodes 247 amino acids. Gene Ontology annotation, biological process: cellular response to hypoxia; peptidyl-proline hydroxylation to 4-hydroxy-L-proline. Lineage: Eukaryota; Metazoa; Chordata; Actinopteri; Osteoglossiformes; Mormyridae. The transcript has 2 exons. Gene Ontology annotation, cellular component: cytoplasm; nucleus. The record is from RefSeq and is a predicted model, not a curated record. Gene Ontology annotation, molecular function: ferrous iron binding; peptidyl-proline 4-dioxygenase activity.